Molecule: messenger RNA, 3399 nt
Organism: Procambarus clarkii (red swamp crayfish)
Lineage: Eukaryota; Metazoa; Arthropoda; Malacostraca; Decapoda; Cambaridae
Gene: gogo
Product: golden goal
Cellular component (GO): cell periphery
Source: RefSeq, a predicted model, not a curated record
CCUCACCCUAUCGCUCUUCGCCAGCGGCAGUGUGCGGGCCAUCAAGACCUACGUGGUGAACGAAGAGGUGGAUACGCUGUCGUAUAUUUUCGAAUGUGGCAUUGUCGUGCAGGGCGGCAUACACUUCUUCUGGUUGCAGCGGGGGUCUGAAGUGCUGGCGGUGAGCGGGGAGGUGGAGGUGUCGUGGCCAAAUAUGACCAUCGAAGUACCAAAGAGGGUCGAGACCUACAGGUCCCCCGUCGAGGUCAAACUCAGGUUCACCCACUCCAAGUGUAUGCCCAAGAGCCCUAUUAUGUUCAAGACGUUUGUAGACCUGCUGUACCACGGUGUGCCUGUGGGCGGGACGAGCACAGAAGCCCCGCCCACCACCACGCCCACCACCACGCCCUCGUGGCGCCAACACGGCAAUAAACCCUGGUCCUUCUUGAAGCGUAAGAGGAGCCACAGAGUACCGGGAAGUCAGAAGAAUAUGGGAGGCAGGAAACCGGGCAAAGAUGGUAGGCUGGGGAGGAAACACAGGAGAACCAGGAAGAGGAAGAGAAGGGGAAGAAAGGACGCUUACGAGAGGUACUGGGAAUGGAUACGGAGACAGCGACGAGCCGUGGUUGAGGACAUUCCCGCCAGGGGGUCGGUGGUGUCGACGGGGGCACGGGCGGUGUCGUGGGCGUGGGGCGGGGAGGCGGUGGUGCUGGGGCGUGUACGGCUGUGGGACCUGUACAACCUCCCUGUCCACGAGCUCCGCUUCCCCUGCGAAGCCAUAGGCCCCGCGGGACUGUACAGCGUGAGGCUGGCCACCGACGUCCACACCUCUCCUGUGAUCGCUGCCUCUAAAUGGUUCACGGUGGAGUGGAGCGAUACGUUCACUUUGCACGUGCAGGCGGCCAACAUCUACCCGUGCGAGGGCUCCAUGGGCGUGCACGUGACCUACCCGUCCUGCGUGGGCGUGGCCGACAAGGUGAGGGUCUACGCCCGCAUCAGAGCCAACGUCACCUCAGCCAAUCCACCCACCGUUGACAAGUACGUGUCGGAGCAGCGGGUGAUCAAGCCGAGGACGUCGGCAGCCUUUCCCUGCUCCACCUUUCAGCAGGAAGCUACCGAGUACUGCUUCGUGUACAUCAACACGGCCAGGACCAAGGCCGUCUCCCAGGUGAAGAGGAGGUGCGUCCCAUACUACAAACCCAUAACUAUGCGUAAGGACGGGGAGUGGGGAGGAUGGAGUCCGUGGACGGAGUGCCCGUCUACAUGCGGAGUGGGUCCCCGCCUCCGUCACCGCUUCUGUGACUCUCCUCCACCCAGCAACGGCGGCCUCUUCUGCCAGGGGGAUUCGAUCGAGGCCGAGUCGUGCGAGGGUCCGGCCUGUGUGCUGGCCAGCCAGCAGCCGGCGCCAGCCACCACUCCGAGCAACGAGCGCUGCUCCUGCGGCUGCACCCUCGCCCUCAACUCCGGGUUCACCACCACCAUCAGCGCCUCCGCCGCCCUCUGCAGCGGCACUGCCGUCUGGAUCCUACAGGCACCAGCAGGAGAGCGUGUGGUGGCCGAGGUGGUGUGGGCCUCCCUGCGCCAUGGAGCUCAGUGGUUCAAGUUGAGGGACGGUGACUCCCUCUCAGCGCCUCUCCUGGUCCGCCUCCCCUCAGCCACUUCCCCUCAACACCUCGGGCCCUCACCUCGCCGCCUCCCCAACACGUCACGCUGCUCUUCCUCGGGAUCUACGCUCCUCCUCGAGUUUCGCUCAGACGUCAAUACUUCAUCUGUAGGAGGCUUGAACCCUGCCUCUUGGGGCUUCCUGGUCGUCGCCUUCCCUUCUGCGGAGAGAGUGGCUGGGGGAGGUGACGUCGGGGCGGGGGAGGCAGGUCCUCAGGGCACCUUCUGGGGGCUGCUGCAGGGGAUGCAUGUGGCGGCAGUAAUGUUUGUGGUAGUGCUCAUGGUCGCUGUGGUAGUGCUGGCCAUCUACCACUGGCGCAGGUACAGAUUAUAUAAGCGGGCGCGGCUCAUCCCUGAGUCACCCUACUCCUCGCUCCCCGGCACGCCCUCCAAGGACCGCUCUGAUGCCGCCUCCACCCUCACGCUAACUGAGGUCAUCUCCCUCAAGUCCUUGGUGCUGCGACCCAAGCUGCCUAAGUCGCUGCCGCUGACGCGUCGCCGCAGAUCUGUGUCUUACUCGCCGCUGGAGCGCGAGCACCACCACGAGGCCUCGCAACACUCACUCCCGAACUCUCCCUUUCUUACCCGCCGAGUUUCCACUCCCUCUACAAUCAGAAGGUCGUCCUCGCACCUGGGACGUCUUCUCAGGAGGGGCAGCGGCACUUUCAAGCGACGAAAAAGAAGAUUUGCCUCAGUCGACGAGCUGGAAACUCGUUGUAUUUCACCCAUUCGCGAGAUGCAACGAGAGGACGAGGGCGACAGCGGGAAGGAGGGCCAAGUCGAGGACACAAACACUGGUGAAGAGAACUCUGCUAAGUACCGGGAACAUCGCAAGUCAGUGUUGUCAGAGAAGACGCCGAUGGACCCUCGCUCGUUCCCCAAGUUAGCCAAGGAGAAAAUGAACCUGGAGCGUGUCAGACGGUCAGCACUCUCUCGCUCCACUUCUAGUGCCACAAUGAGGGGCGCUUCCUCCGUAUCCGACAUGUCUGUCAAUGGCACCGACACUGAGAUGGAGUACGACUACUAUGACUACGACAUGGACAACGCAUCAGCAAUUCCAGGGUCUUUGUUUGGUAUGGACCCGCUAGUACUGGCCUGGGCACCGCCAUUUUUUCUUGGGCCAGACGACAUCUCUCCCUCAGACGAGGGUAUUCCUCUAAAUAUGUUGGGUUUGUCCGAGGCCACGCCUACAGCAGAGGAGCCCCCACGGCCCAGCGUCCUCUCCCUCCAGCACCUCAACAUCCCGCGGCCAGAGUCCUCUCCGAACACCAACUCCUUGCAGAGGAGCGAGAAGUCUGAUGACAGCAAUGACCACUCCGAGAUGCAUGACAAUAAAAGGAUCGUUCUAAACGGCGUGAAGGAUGCUAGUCAGGAGGAUGAUGACGAUGACCUGACGCCAACCACACAAAGCAGCAAGAUCCUUAACCUCGACGAUAUCCAGUUUGCCGACGACUCUGACUGUGAAGAGGAAAACGCCUUAUAGUGCUAUCAAUCUCCUUUCUAUACAUCUUACCUCAUCUCCAGCCCAGUGAGAUGGAGCAACACUAUUAAUGCUUUAAAACAAAUUAUACAUGUUGUUUAUGCAAUUUGUCGAGAUGUCUAUUUCUGUAACGUUUCUUGGCUGUAGGUUGUGUGGUAACUCAAAUCAGCUUUAAUGAAAUAGAUUAAGUAUAGACUUAGUCUUUCCUGAGGGAUAUUAGGAGCCAUCACCUCCUAGCGCGGACCUUACACUAGUCAGUUGACCAGACCACACACUAG